Molecule: messenger RNA, 3272 nt
Organism: Corythoichthys intestinalis (scribbled pipefish)
Lineage: Eukaryota; Metazoa; Chordata; Actinopteri; Syngnathiformes; Syngnathidae
Gene: anapc4
Product: anaphase promoting complex subunit 4
Exons: 27
Coding region: 200-2587 (795 amino acids)
Biological process (GO): regulation of mitotic metaphase/anaphase transition; anaphase-promoting complex-dependent catabolic process; protein K11-linked ubiquitination
Cellular component (GO): nuclear periphery; anaphase-promoting complex
Molecular function (GO): protein binding
Source: RefSeq, a predicted model, not a curated record
CUUCACGCUGAUUGGUCAACAGGAAAAGAAGAUGGCGCCACCCGCGAAGUAGCAAAAAAUAUCACAAUUUUUUGCUGCUUUUAUCAUUCUAUAACUCACGUAAAGACAGAAAAACAAAAACGACUGUCCUUCUCAUGACUACGUUCGCUAAAUAAAACUGCCUUUGGACGUAACGUUGGAGGGGAAGAAAGCAGAAACGAUGCCUGCCUUCCGGCAAGCCGGGGAGCGGCAGCUUCCUAACCCCAUCUUGUUUAUGGCAUGGUCACCCAAAAGAGAUCUCAUCGCUCUGGCCAGCACAACUGGAGAGUUGCUGCUCCACCGCUUGUCCAGUUUCCACCGGGUUUGGAGCUUACCACCCAGCGAGCACAUCGGGAAGGAAAUCACCGCUCUCGCCUGGAGACCGGAUGGGAAAAUUCUGGCCUUCAGCCUCGGUGACACCAAACAAGUGGUGUUGUGCGGUGUGGAGAAAGCGGAAAUCUUGCACGUCUUCCAAAUGCAGAACCGCAUCAGCUGCAUGCAUUGGAUGGAGGUGACAGAAGAAAGCAGUGCCCUCAGAUCCUUUUCUCAAUCAGAAGAUGAAUCCAAACUGUUUCUACCCAAAUUAGCUUCACUUCCCAAAAGCUACAGCACAACAUCCAAGCUCUUCAGUGAGGAGAAGUCCGACGAAAUCAUGAAUCUCCUCGGAGAAGUCAGGUUGAACAUCCUCGUCCUGGGAGGAGACGACGGAAACGUGGAACUUUACGCUUACGGGAUGUACAAGAUCGCCACGUUAGCUGGAGUUUCCGGAAGCUGUCGCAACCUCAGCCUAGCUAGUGACCUCAAGUCUUUGGUGGUCAUCACUGAGGCAACCUGCGAUAAGGACUGCGCAGAGAUUUGCUUUGUUCAGCUGGACACCAGUCUGCUGUCCGACUGCUUGCCCGAGCUAACCCGGAUGGCGUGCAAGUUCACGCACAUCUCCACGCUGCUGCAGUACUUGAACCUGUCGCUCACCUGCAUGUGCGAGGCCUGGGAGGAAAUCUUCAUGCAGAUGGACCUGCGCCUCACCAAGUUUGUGCAGGAAAAGAACACUAACACACAAGUGCAGGACGAGUUCUUGGAACUGCUGCUGUGGGGACAGUCCAGUCCUGAACUGCAAGCUCUUUUAAUGAACCAGCUGACUGUCAAGGGCCUGAAGAAGCUCGGCCAGACCGUUGAAUCGUCUUACUCCAGCAUCCAGAAACUGGUGAUCAGCCACCUCCAGAGCGGCUCUGAGGCACUGCUCUACCACCUGAGCGAGGUGAAGGGCAUGUCCCUGUGGAAAAAGAAGUUUGAGCCUCUCGGCCUGGAUUCGGCCGCCAUCGAAGCUGCCAUUACCACUGUGGGUUCCUUUUCCCUAAAGACCAGCGAACUUCUGCAAGUGAUCGACAAAAGCAUGAAGAACUUUAAAGCCUUUUUUCGCUGGCUUUACGUGGCGAUGCUAAGAAUGUGUGAUGAGCACGUUCCUCCAGAACUUAACAAGAUGACGCAGAAGGACAUCGCCUUUGUCGCCGAUUUCCUCUCGGAGCAUUUCAGCGAGAACGAACAGCUGUUUGAUCGAAAAGGGAAAUAUUUCAACGUGGAGCGUGUCGGCCAGUACCUAAAGGAUGAAGACGAGGAUCUCGUAUCGCCACCGAGCACCAAAGGGAACCAGUGGCUCAAGUUUUUAGAGGAGAGCACGGACUUAAAGGAGAGCCCUCUGCUGUUUCCUUCCUUUCCCCAAAAAUCUUUGCACUUUGUCAAGAGGAUGAUGGAGAAUGCAAUCGAGCUUUGUCUACAGAAACCUGCGGAAGUUAUUGGAAAAUCUGUAAAGCAGGCUGUGUUUCUCCCCUUGUACUUGGCACCUCAGCGUGCUGAAAACUCACCACGACUCUUUGAGCUUCCAGCCUUGUGGAACAACAAGAAGACCAAAAUGCACUAUGUGGUGUUCUGCAUGCCGCACGUCUCCCCGCACAAACUUUACUUGUUACGCAAAGAAAGCAACACAAACAGACAUGUCUCCAACUGCGUCACAUCCCUCGACCUGUGCCACCAUCUCAAAGUUUCAGACGGAGAAAGCGCAGAGUCCAGACCAAACUGCGCUUACGCCUGCAUGGACGCUCGUUUUUACAACGACGAGAUGCUAACUGUAGUCCUCAAGGGAGUGGAAGAAGAUAGCGGUCGCAGUGUCCUGGGACAAAUCCCUCUUCAUUCUGCCUUUAACGCAGAGAAUGAAUUCAGCUGGACGCCCAAUAUUAGGUUGGAGGAGCAAAAUGCCAGCAUACCGUGUCAAACCCUGGUGUUGGAAAAUCAGUGGCGGGACUUAGAAGGCAUGAAGGCCCAGUACGUAGCAGUCAACGGGAUUCGAGAAGUAGCUUGCGUGCUAAGCGAAAAUCUGAGACAUCUCCGCGUCUUCGAAAUGGACGUAGAAGACGAGGACGACGACGGCGCCGAGGCACAGAACGACACCGCCGAGCAGGACAUGCUGGACGCCACCGCGACUUCUCAGGGAGACGAAAAUGUCGAGGCCGGAAAUGACCAACAGCGCAAAACUGAAGAGAACCUUGAGUCUGAGGAAUCGUCUGAAUUGUAGAUGAACUUGGGCAGGAAUGACUUGUUUACUUUUUUUUUUUAAACUUUUUUUUCCUCGAUGGAAAAUGGUUAAAUGCAUCAGUUAUUGUCUUAAAAUAAAGUUUUAAGUUUGUUAUGUUAUAGUGUGUUUAUGGUUGUGUUCAGGGCUGCAGCUAUUGAUUAUUUAAGUAGUCGAUUAAUCUACAAACAAGUUCAAAUAAUUGAGUAAUGCGAUUAGGAACAUUUAAUGUGUUGCAGAAUCAAUUUCAGGAGAUGUAAAACAAAUGCUUCCUAAGACUGCACUUUCAAAAUAGCAUUUCAAAAUGCAAAUACAAAAUAAAAUACCUGAGCAUAGCCUCAAACGAUAUAAAAAUUAAUAAGUGAGUUUCUUAGUACAACAAAAAAUAAUUGGCUAACUUGCAUUGCAAAAUUCAGCUAGUUUAACUGCUAUUAAAUGCUAAGAUUUUCUUUGUUUUUUAAAUCAUUCAAACACAUACCCCCCCCAAAAAAAACAGCUAAAUAUACCUGUAAACUAAAUUACGAAUGCAUGAAAAAAAUAUUAGCUCAAACAAAAACCUACCUUAUGUUGGUCUUAACAUGGAGCAGCUGGGUUCAGCCAUGUUCAAUGAUUGUCAUAUUCACUGUUGCCACUAGAGGGCUCUGUAUCCACCCGAACCAAUAAAACUAAAUGCAAACAAUUUCAAAAC